AUGUCCAGCAACACAACUAUACUGUCAGGAAAGAAAGUUAUUGUCAUCGGGGGAUCCUCCGGCAUUGGGCGCUCGGUAGCUGCUGCUACACUCAGCCACGGUGCCUCGGUAGUAAUAGCUUCCUCGUCCCAAGACAAGGUCAAUAUCGCUCUGGGCAGACUGAAGCAAGGUGUCCCGCCCCAAUCGAAUGUUACUGUCACUGGCCAAGUAAUCAAUCUUAAAGAUUUCGACGUUAUUACUGGCGGAGAUAGACCCGCAAACGUGAACUUUCCUGAGCAAGACAUUGACCUCGCGAGUUCGCAGAGUUUCUUCGAUUAUCUAAAUAGUACUCGGUACUGGUCCACUAUAAUUGCAGCUCAACACAUCCAUAAGAACAAAUUGAUCAAUCCUGGGGGUUCAAUUACAUUAACCAUCGGGACUUCGGUUUACAGGCCAAUUCCCGGCUGGGGGCUCGUAUCUGGACUAGCUGGUGCCGUAGAAAGCUCUACCCGAGGUCUCGCUAUCGAUCUCAAACCUAUCCGCAUUAACACCAUUUGCCCAGGACUGGUUGAUACUGAACUUUUUGCGUCUAUGCCUGAAGAUAUUAGGAAAGACAUGUUUGGUAGACAAGAGAAGACCACCCCCGUUGGACACAUUGGAAAGCCGGAAGAGCUUGCGGAGGCGUAUCUUUUCGCAAUGAAGUGUACAUAUCUCACAGGACAGGUCCUUGUCGUUGAUGGUGGAGCAAGUAUUGCUUAG
This is a messenger RNA of Rhizoctonia solani, 738 nucleotides long. RefSeq names its product Enoyl-(Acyl carrier protein) reductase. NCBI's taxonomy places the organism in Eukaryota, Fungi, Basidiomycota, Agaricomycetes, Cantharellales, Ceratobasidiaceae. Bases 1 to 738 code for a protein of 245 amino acids. The transcript has 8 exons. The record is from RefSeq and is a predicted model, not a curated record. Gene Ontology annotation, molecular function: oxidoreductase activity.